UACACAACCUACAAGAUCCAAAAAGAAAGUCCAGAGUCCUUUUACCCGUUUGUCUUCAAUGACAUCAUGGGCCUGGAUCCAGACAAAGGUGUCCAAGUGGAAGAUGUCAAACUGGCUUUGAAGGGACAUGUGAAGGACGGUUACAGGUUCAAACCUGAAUCAGCGUUGUCAGAGGAGGAUCAGUUCUACAACAAAUAUCCCACUGCCAACGACAAAGUGCACGUUCUGGUUUGUGUUGUUGAUGUCAGCAGAAUACAUCAAAUGAAUAAAAUAACUGUAGAGAAGAUUUGGAACAUCAGGCAGGAAGCCAGUCACCUGGGAAUUCCUCAAGUGGCCAUCCUCACCAGAAUUGAUGAGGCCUGUCCUAAAAUCAAACAAGAUUUAAAGAACGUCUACAGGAGCAAGUCCCUGAAGGAAAAGAUGGAGCAGUUCAGUGCAGACGUGGGUAUUCCCAUGAACUGCAUCUUCCCUGUGAAGAACUACCAUGAAGAAAUCGACCUCAACAAUGACGUUGACUCGCUGCUCCUGAGCACACUGAAACACAUCAUCAACUUCGGAGAAGACUGCAUCAACUUCAAAAAGAGUCAGUCUGAAUGUUGAGACAUGUACAGGUUUGGUCCUCAGUGCUUGUGUUUUCAGAUAACAAUGCUCCAUACUCAACUAUAGUACAUGUAAAGUGCCGCGCAUGAAUAAUGUAGCCGGAAGUUCCUUUUCACUGGUGGUGAACAGCUUUACGUUGAGUCAGCAGGACAUUUUUAUGGAUCAGGGUUACAGAUUAUAAUGAAAUUUGACAUUUUUACUAAAGCUGUCCUUGUUUUUUGAUGAGGGAGUUAUUUUCUUCAAUUGUGGUGUUGUGCUUUUGGAUUUCAGUUUUUGUUUAAUUUCUUGUGUUUUCUUUGCCUUCAAUCAUGUUGUAAACAAGUGUUUUUUCACUGUUAUCCUUUGGAUUUAAUUGUUCUGUGACUGAUAAUCUAUGAAAUAAAUAAAUGUUUGACGGCAGC
Messenger RNA from Micropterus dolomieu (smallmouth bass), 1001 nucleotides. RefSeq names its product interferon-induced protein 44-like. NCBI's taxonomy places the organism in Eukaryota, Metazoa, Chordata, Actinopteri, Centrarchiformes, Centrarchidae. The record is from RefSeq and is a predicted model, not a curated record.